CAGCUGCAGAGAGAAUAGGCAGAGCAGCCGUGCACCGAGACAGGCUACGAUAAAUAAGGACGCACGCCUUUAUACUGGAACGGGAUUAUAGCUCAAUGCAGACGCAGUUUACUGUACAGUUUGUGAAAACCGAGGAAAUUGCGCUUUGGAAUUUAUACAUUUUAGCGUUCAGUAGUUUCGAAACUAAACGAACAAUUCAUUUCACUGCAAAACUCAUUUUUUUAAAAAUUAAAUACUGGGCUGACCAAAACGACCACCGCUACAGCAAGUUGAGAUUUUCGUAAAAUCGGCAUUGGAGCAAUAUUAGCCUGCUUAUUGCGCGCUACAGAAAUGCCUUUCAGUCACCUUCGGAAUUAGCCCAGGACUUGGCGUGCGUGUUUCUUAGACUAAGCGUUUUGUGGUUUGCACUGACAACAUUCAAAAUAACAAUUUGACAACAUCGCACUAACAACCCUAGCCAGCAACACAAGCAAUACAGAUCAAUGAAGAAUGCGGGAGUAUUUUGGUGUUCUGUCCAGACGGAGUUAAUGAAGCCCUCGGUGGUAUCAUGCGUCUUCUCCCCGAGCCCAGCGCGCAGUCUUUGCGGCUCAUCUUUCUGCUAAUAUUCGUGAUGGGGGUGGCACCGUCCCCAGCUUUAACUGCGGGUUGUCCUGACCGCUGCGUGUGCGACGACCAGCUGGUCGUCCAGUGUGCCGGGCAGCAACUGACCGACUUUCCUGCCGACCUCCCGCUAGCCACCCGGCAGCUCAUAAUCUCCAACAACCGUAUCGGUGAGCUACCGGCGCUGCAGCUCAACUACCUGUCCGACCUAGUGUACCUGGACUGCAGCAACAACUCUCUCACGGAAAUAUCGGAGUCAACAUUUGGUAACCUCCGGAAGCUUGCCUACCUAGAUCUGUCCUUCAACACUUUAGCCCAAAUUGAUGACCGGACGUUCGGCCCGUUGGCCAGCCUGGUGAUGCUGAGAAUGACGGACAAUCCCGGUCUCUCAGAGAUUCACCCUGAUGCUUUCUCCGAGAACGCUGCGCUCCAGGUUCUGGAUGUCAGCCGGAACAACCUAACAACGCUUAAUAUCAGCACCCUUAUUGCCUUGCCAGCCCUUCGAUCUCUCGGACUGAGCGGGAACCCCUGGCGCUGUGACUGCGACACCGAGGACCUCUGUCUUUGGGUGCAAAUCGAAGGAUUCAAGUUUCAAGAUGAAGGACAGACUGUGUGCCGGGGACCUCCGGACAUGACUGGGCAGCGGCUGGCGGAGGUGGGCAUGCAGCUUCGGGCCGAGUGCCACCAGGGCCUGGGCUACUGGGACUACCUCUUCUUCAUCGCCAUCGGCUUCGUCAUCUUCUCGGCCGGCACGGUGUCCGCCUGGGUGAUGGGGGUGCUGAUGGUGCUGUACGAACGCUACAGCAAGAGGAAGAGCGAGCGGCUGGACAGCGACGACGAGGAGGACAGGGGCGGACCGGGGAUUGGGAGUAACCAGGGCAACGGGGACCUGAAGAAGCCCAGCAUGCAGGUGUGAUGUUCACGGGGGAAAAGAGGAGGAAGGAGGAAGGGCAUCUGAGGAGUAGACUGGCGGUUUUCGGGCACUUGAAAGAUGAUCACUCAGGAAGUGUGCGUCAGUGUUGCGGAGUCUGAAAGGGAUUUCUUAGCCUCUCCACUGCUCAUAGACGGGGGCCAAGCUCUUCGACUGGGUGUGCGAGACAGCAUCUUCCACCGCUGGACUGCGUACGUUCUGCUCUCACACAGAAUUGGACUUAAUGGAAAGACUGCGGGUUUUAGUCGAAGAGAACGGGGUCCCAGCCAGUGCAGGCGGAGCAAUGACCUGAACAUGCCAUUUUCCAGAGGGACACAGAGAGCGAGGAGGUGCUUUUAACGAGAGCGAUUCACUGCUGAUAUAUUAACACUACAGUACUACGUUUCCCAGAGGCUGCAUUCUCCAGCCCAUCAUAUAUGGGUCUAGGUAGGCUAGGAUAACUGCAAAUUAUAAUCACAUAGAAGAACUCCAGCGCUUGUUAUCUAAUUGGGGUAGGGUUAGCACAGAGCAUUGCUCAUUAAAGGGGAUUUAGUGAUUUAUAGCUUCAGAGGAAAAGCAACUCUGGCUCCCAUCACAAGGGGAUCAGGCCUAGUCAACGAUAAUAUAUGACACCUGACCUGCCUGGUGUAAAAUGUCUUUGGAAAAAAAUGCUGUGAACAGGGGUAGUGUCUGGACAGCACUGUCAGCAAAAUGGGGGGGGGGGGGUUCCAUUUGCGUGUGUGUCUGUGUGUGUCUGUGUGUGUAUGUGUGUGUGUGCGUGUGUGUGGAGGGGGAGUAUUGAUUGAUUCCUCUUAAUUGAGUCCAGUACUACAGGUCAAGGUGGAAUAGCUCUUAGCAUACCUCUACGCGCUGCACCAGAAGCCUUAGGCACUGUGGAAGACAUAAUUCUGCAGCAAUAAAGCCAUGUCUGGGGAAGCUGAGAGAGACAGGCGGUGCCACCCAGCGUUAGGCGAUGCGCUUCCGUCCUGGCUUAAGCAAAUUCCCACGGCAAAAGAGGUACACGUGGGGUACAAUGAAGAGGGUCGCCCCGUUUUUGGGUGUGGCUAAACUAGCAGUCAUGUUUUGUAGGCCAUUCCCGGUGCACCAUGGGAUGCUUCGCUACAUAGAAUCCCCCAGGACCUUUACAUCCCGAGUCCAGGAUCGUCACAGGUCAUCCUGCUUUCUGUCCCGUGUCUUUGAAAUAAGGUUGACGCAUCAUUAGUGGCUCGUGUAUUUACGACCUUCUAAAACAGUCUGGAAAAGGCUUGGGGGGGGGGGGGGGGUUCAUUGAGGCUGAGUCUCAGAUAUAAGGACUCUCGGCACUGACCUCUACCUCACUUCACCACCUCCAUGCCGUGUCUCUGGCUUAACCCGGGUCACGAAUACCCGAGGUCAGUGCUGAGAAGGCCCAGGGGUUCCUGCUGGUGCACAGAGAUGAGUAUUAUCCCACCUACAGCUGCAGACAGAAAUAUCACGUGUUGAAGGGGAAAGGGGAUUAGCUGGGAUGUGUAUAUAUAUAUAUAUAUAUAUAUAUAUAUAUAUGGGAGAUGUUGGAGGAUGUAUGGUGGAGUUUCUGCUAACCGCCAGAGACACAUGGGUGUGGUGGGCUUAAUGUCAUGCGGGAUGAGCCUCUGGCUGGCGUCAGCUGCAAAGCAAUAAGAGGGGACUCCAGAGUGGCCCCUCCCACUUAUCUAGGCCUUGUCUAGGCCAACCCCCUCCCACAGCUGUGUGUGUAUGUGUGUGUGUGUGUGUGUGUGUGUGUGUGUGUGUGUGAGGCUGAGCACUUCAUGAAUGUUAGCGUGUUUGGUACUGACUGCUUGGAGCUUGGAUCUCUACGCACGGGACCCAUCUCUUUCUCAGGGGGUCCUCAGCUGAACGCUGGCUGUGGCGGCUGUUGGACGUCGGGGCGCGUGCUGGCAUUCUGUGCAUGUAUCUGUACAUUAUGUAGAUUACAUACGUGUAAUCUCGCACGUGAGGGGAGGGGAAAAAAGUGAAGUUACUGUGACUGCGGGGAUAAGCCAAUCAGACUAGAAUACUUAUGAGCUUAUUUGUGCCCUUAGAUCAAUAUCCCCUUCAAAGGCGCCCGUGUCUUUUGCCGCCGUCUGCGGCGCAAGGCAAACUCCGAAAUGUGUAUUUCAGUCCACAGCGCCGACAUGAAAAGAAUAUUAAUAAGCGUCGGCAGUCUGUACGGGGCCCCAGAGAAAUCAUCCUCUACAAACAGCGAUGCUGUGGGGCCUACGAAGGAGGGGAUGUGGUGCACUCCUGGGCUUCAUCCAUUUAACAUCGUUCCCCCCGCCCGGGUCAGACACGGUCUCGUCUGUCUUGUCUGUCUCGCGUGCGGAAUUCUCUGCAGCGGCAUUGUUUUUUUGUUUUUUUUCGCAAGGCGGUGAUAGUGAAUAGGGCCGGCUUGAGAAGAGGCAGCUUGGGAGGCUAAAUCAAGAAGAUGACAGUUUCCUUUAGAGAGGACCCACAGUGACAGAGCAGAGCAAAAUGGCUCUUUUUUCCUUCUGCCUGACACUACUCAGACCUUAGCAUUCCUGUUAACCUGUCCCGUAGCAUGCGCAGGAAGACUGACUGUGAGUCAAAGUGUGAUCUACAGGUCAGUUGAGCAGGUAGAUGAAGUGUUAAAAGAAUUCUGGCCACCACAGGUGCGCUCCAUUGACAGCACUUCAAUGUUCCUGAAUAUUCCGGAGUGGGCAAGUUCGGAACACAUUUUUUAUUGUGAUUGACAGUUUAAACGGGUUCUCUGAUUGCAGUUGAAUUCUGAAACAAAACAGGAAGUGUCUCCUGGGUAAUCUGUGCUCAGAUUUGCGUGGGCAUUUCCCGGGACCCGAGAUUUGAUGCGAAGAUGGCACAUUCUUCACUGAGCACUUAAGAGUCGGAUGCCUGAAUGAACAGGCUGGCGCAAGCCAAGAGUCGAACACAAAGAGUAGCGACAAAUAUUUGCUGACUGCACAAAACACUGGCAACCCCGCCCGCCUCUGCUCCUAUCCUGUAUGGCUUCUGAAUCAGUGCCCAUAUAUCGGGCUCAGGACUUAAUAUGCGCUGUACAGCAUGUCCCUGCGGAUGAUAUUUCAUUUUCAGCGCAGGAUACUUCUAUGUUUGCUUGACAGAUCAGCCGAGCCAUGCAUUUAAACUGUCUUUGUGCAUCCUCUAAGUGGGCCUCCUGUGUCAUGCCUCAUAAAGUGAUCAAAUAUUUACCGUAGCACUUCUGCGCCCCCAUUACUUUACUUCCUCCUUGCACACACAGGGGCUAAUUUACUUGAAUUUACAGAAACUCUGAAAAUAUUCUCACAAAU
Anguilla anguilla (European eel) is the source of this 4809-nucleotide messenger RNA. RefSeq names its product leucine-rich repeat-containing protein 52-like. Gene Ontology annotation, molecular function: transmembrane transporter binding; voltage-gated potassium channel activity; potassium channel activator activity. Gene Ontology annotation, cellular component: voltage-gated potassium channel complex. NCBI's taxonomy places the organism in Eukaryota, Metazoa, Chordata, Actinopteri, Anguilliformes, Anguillidae. The record is from RefSeq and is a predicted model, not a curated record. The transcript has 2 exons. The coding region runs from base 548 to 1516 and encodes 322 amino acids.